This is a messenger RNA of Penicillium antarcticum, 2364 nucleotides long. RefSeq lists its product as uncharacterized. The transcript is spliced from 14 exons. The record is from RefSeq and is a predicted model, not a curated record. Bases 1 to 2364 code for a protein of 787 amino acids. NCBI's taxonomy places the organism in Eukaryota, Fungi, Ascomycota, Eurotiomycetes, Eurotiales, Aspergillaceae.
AUGGCUGAGGAAAGCAUUAUUCGAGAUCAGAUCGUGAUAUCUGAUGAAGAACAAGAAAACGACGGAAAUUUCCUACUGAACUUGACCCAUACAAAAUGCCACCCGCUACGAACUCGGUUUAUUCGAUAUACAAUAGCUUUACCAGAGUAUCCUAUAUCAGAUCCUGAUGGCUUUACCUACAUAGUCGCAGUUCCGGGUCAAGAGCAGAGUGCGGUUGCUAACGCGAUCUCAAGCGUUCAAUAUGCGAUGCGGCUGAAUUAUCGAGAACGGCCUAUGAAUAGUGAGACUAUCUUUGGUAGUGUACCACUACUACAUACCUCUGCUUAUUGCACUGGAGUGAAGCUCUGUCAAUACGCCGAUCCGGCGCUUAAAGAUAUGAAGCAUACGUCUAUAUCAAAGACGCAGUGGGAUGAAAUUGAAGCUAUUCGAGAGGGUAUUCCUUUAGCUGAAACAGAGCAAGUGAAGCGAAGGACAUAUAUGAAAUACCUUAUAGCAGUCAAGCUUUUUCGGGAUCGGAGGUCAUGCGGCGUGUCCUGGAAGGAUACAUGUAAACCAACGCUAGAAUGGGGGAGUUACUUGGAACCUUCCGGAGUUCUCGCUGCCUAUAUUAGAUGCGUGAAUACAGGGGACGCACUCCAUACUCAUUUUACACAAAAAGUCAUCGAUAACCAUAGAUUCGACAUGGUAUUACUCGAAUGGCUAUUUCGUGAUAUCGCCUCUAUUGAGCAUGAGUUUUGCGGCAAUAUUGAGGCUAAUAAAGGCCGCGCACAAUUCUGCCUCACAAACCAUCUUCAAGGGCGCGGGAAGCUUCAAAUCAUAGGAUGCAAGGUACAAUACCAUUGGCUAGUGCCAGUCAACCUCACAACAACCCCUUUCUACGCCUUUUUAUCGAUAGGUAUCCAUUCGCAUCCUCCUCCACCUCCAGCAAAGCCUCCACAGGCAAUUCUCCUAGAUCUGAUCAAGGUUAUUAGGAGUAUGGAAAUUAGGAACCUCACUCCGGUUGCUUUUCUUAUGUCACCUGAGCUUAAGGCGUUUUGUGCGCAGUUUAAUGCGCUCUCUCUUAACGAAAUUCAUGGAAGUCUAGGAAAUAUGGGCCGGAUUGCUGCUAUUAUUCAGAAGGAGCGUCUCCUAGCCUACCCACAGGGUCAAGGAAAAAAUGGGCUUCUUUUUCAAUGGCAAAUAAACCAGGGCAACAUCAGGGAAUACAUUGUUGAGAUUACCGAUACCCUUAUCAUCUGUCAGACUAGAGAGCAAGCCGAGAUCAUGCAACGUUCCGAGAGUUUUGAGGUCGAUAUGUCCUAUAAGAGGGUUAAGGAUUCUAAGACCCAAGAGGUUGUCUUCGCUAAAUUUGUGGAAAAGCAAAAUCGAAUCAUUACUCUUGCUCGCGUUUUUACCUCAGGCAAAUCAGAUGAAGAGGCUUAUGCGUUGAUAUUUAGUAGGGUAUCAGCCUCUACACAGCGUUAUACUGGUCGGCCCUUACGCUUCUUCCCAAUUCAUGGGUCUGGGAUCCAGGCUGUUGUGAUGGAUAUGGACUUAGGACAGUGGAAUGGUCUCGCACGUUAUCUCGAUUCAAUCUCCGAUCUUAAUAUCCCAAAGGAGGAACUAGCUAUGUCUCUAGUUAUCUUCUGCCAGAUACACUUCAAACGAGGAAUUAGAGAGUGUCUACGUGGGGUGAAAUAUCGCCAUGGAGCGAAAGAAAGGAUGAUGUCUAUACUCGAUACGCCAACGAAAGAGGACUACCAGGUAGCGCUUCGUAUAAUUAUUGAGUCAGAACCUUCCGUCAAGAUUCAAGAGUGGGCGAAGCACAAAAUGAGAGACAAUAUUGCAUCAGGCCUUCAUCGGGGUAGUACUAAGGUCCCAUGGCUAGUCUUUGAUCAGACUCGGCAUAAUACGAACGCAGUUGAACAGAGCCACUUUAAGGUCAACAAUCGGGGCCGUCAGCUUACGCUUAUACAAGCGAUUGAUAAUGGAAGAGCAGUUGAUCGAAAGGAUAUGGAAGAGUUUCAGUCCUUUGAAAAGAAGCGCUUACGGCCACACUACCGUGCGAACACGACUAGUGAGGCUAUGUAUAGUCAUAUGGCGAGAUGUGCCGACCGCCAACAGGAGGAAUUUCACGAUCCAAACAAAGCGCCCUCCGAAAACUCGAUAUCUAUGUCCUUUUCUACGACAGGAGUUCCAGUUCAAACUCGUCUAGUAAAAAGGCUAAAAGUAUCACGAAAAAAGCAAGACGAAACGACCCGGCCGGAUAUAUCGGGAAUCGAAGACCUUCAAAAGGAAGAAGAGGCGGAGGAUAUAAGGGCAAGAGUGCUAGAAAAGCGUCUUGCAAAUAGGAAGAGAGAGUUAGAACUAGAAAAACUAAAUUGA